Messenger RNA from Nicotiana tabacum (common tobacco), 453 nucleotides. Lineage: Eukaryota; Viridiplantae; Streptophyta; Magnoliopsida; Solanales; Solanaceae. The record is from RefSeq and is a predicted model, not a curated record.
GGUCUAUGAUCAAAUGCCUGAGCCAAGGUGGGUUAUUUCGAUGGGAAGCUGUGCAAAUGGUGGAGGAUACUACCAUUACUCAUACUCCGUUGUGCGAGGCUGUGACAGGAUCGUGCCAGUUGACAUUUAUGUUCCAGGAUGCCCACCUACUGCCGAGGCCCUCCUUUAUGGAAUUCUCCAACUGCAGAAGAAGAUCAAUAGGCGCAAGGAUUUCCUGAUGUGGUGGACCAAAUAAGAGCAGUUAUAUUUCCGUUUUCUUGGCUAUUCUCCUGUGGAAAUAAACACUUGGCCAAGAGCCAUGCGAGGGGAGAGAUCUUCUGACUGUCAUUUUAUCAUAUCUUGAACCUUUUGUAUUUGUUUUGUCUGCUGACAUUUAGUGUGGUAUUGUGCAAACUGUCCCCGAUUUGUUUGGGAACCAGCUUAAAUGAAAGUGCGAAGUUGUUAUUUCAUAGA